Molecule: messenger RNA, 3486 nt
Organism: Chelmon rostratus (copperband butterflyfish)
Lineage: Eukaryota; Metazoa; Chordata; Actinopteri; Chaetodontiformes; Chaetodontidae
Product: cryptochrome-1-like
Exons: 14
Coding region: 783-2657 (624 amino acids)
Biological process (GO): circadian regulation of gene expression; entrainment of circadian clock by photoperiod; negative regulation of DNA-templated transcription
Cellular component (GO): nucleus; cytoplasm
Molecular function (GO): FAD binding; DNA binding
Source: RefSeq, a predicted model, not a curated record
CGGGAGUAGGUGCGGUGAAGAGGUUGAGUCGCUAUUCGUCGUCGUUGAGGAAAUUUUUCGGAUAAAAACACUCGUAACGAGCGCUCGGCACUGGGGAGAUGAGACAGACGCAACCGAGACGGAUUUAUAACAGCUAAGUAUUCAAUUAGGUCGCGUUAGGACGACGAAUUUCACACAAUCGGAGUCAGAAAUUUUAUUUACAUAACCAGCUUUCUCGGCGGCCGGUCCUGCCACCGUGUCUUGUGUUCGUUAGCGGCACCAACUGCCUCAAAUUACAGGCUCAGUUAAAUACUCUGUUAUCCACUGAAACGUAAAUAAUGUGUUUAGAGUGCGGGCCCACCAAAGCGGUCUAGUACAUGUAUAUUUAUACACGUAUUUUUCACUAUUCAGAAAAACAAGUUAUACAACAAGCCACGCUCGUCAUCAGUCCGGGUCCUAAAGCCCGCCCGGUUAGCGGCUGUCACGUUGCCGGAGAGCGCGCGCCGUCUCGUGCCCAAAUGGUUCAGCAGCCAACGGUUUUUAAAUUCUUCGACAUUAUGGAAAAGGUUCUGUUAGAGCAAGGCUAAUUGCGAAGUUGGACGAAAUUACUGAAGACGACGGGUUGUAUGCUAAAUAGCGUACGAUCGCAUCGCGCAUUUGGAUUUCCAGCCUUCUUUAUUCUGCUGUUUUUGUUCAGUGGUAUAUUUUUUCUAACGCUGAGUGAGUCGGAUUCAGAGUGGAGUGAGCACAAGCGGACUUCUUAACAUUCAAAAAGGAACAAAAAGGACUCGUCCAGUUGAGUAAUGGUCAUUAAUACGAUCCACUGGUUCAGGAAGGGCUUGCGGCUCCACGACAACCCGUCGCUGAAGGAAUCUCUGCUGGGAGCGGAUACUGUCCGCUGCGUCUACAUCCUCGACCCCUGGUUCGCGGGAUCUUCCAACGUUGGGAUCAACAGGUGGAGGUUCUUACUGCAGAGUCUCGAGGACUUGGACUCCAGCCUCCGUAAGCUCAACUCUCGACUGUUUGUGAUACGAGGCCAACCCACUGAUGUCUUUCCCAGACUUUUCAAGGAAUGGAAUAUUUCUCGUUUGUCGUACGAGUACGACUCUGAGCCCUUUGGGAAAGAGCGAGAUGCAGCUAUUAAGAAACUGGCCUGUGAGGCUGGAGUGGAGGUGACAGUUCGCAUCUCCCACACACUCUAUGACCUGGACAAGAUCAUAGAGUUGAAUGGCGGUCAGUCCCCUCUCACCUACAAGCGGUUCCAGACCCUCAUCAGUCGUAUGGAUGCAGUGGAGGGGCCCGCGGAGUCCGUCACGGCGGAUGUCAUGGGGAAAUGCACUACGCCGCUGUCCGAAGACCAUGAUGACAAGUUUGGGGUCCCCUCCUUGGAGGAGCUGGGUUUUGAUACCGAGGGGCUGUCCUCAGCUGUGUGGCCGGGGGGAGAGACCGAAGCCCUCACACGACUUGAGAGGCAUUUGGAGAGGAAGGCGUGGGUGGCCAACUUUGAGCGUCCCAGAAUGAACGCCAGCUCGCUGCUCGCCAGCCCGACAGGCCUCAGCCCGUACCUGCGCUUCGGCUGCCUCUCCUGUCGCCUCUUCUACUUCAAACUCACCGACCUCUACAGGAAGGUGAAGAAGAACAGCUCCCCUCCUCUGUCGCUCUACGGUCAGCUGCUGUGGCGCGAGUUCUUCUACACGGCAGCCACCAACAACCCCUGCUUCGACAAGAUGGAGAGCAACCCCAUCUGCGUUCAGAUCCCCUGGGACCGCAACCCUGAGGCGCUGGCCAAGUGGGCGGAGGGCCGAACCGGCUUCCCCUGGAUCGACGCCAUCAUGACCCAGCUGAGGCAGGAGGGCUGGAUCCACCACCUGGCGAGGCACGCCGUAGCCUGCUUCCUGACCCGAGGAGACCUGUGGAUCGGCUGGGAGGAGGGCAUGAAGGUGUUUGAGGAGCUGCUGCUGGAUGCAGACUGGAGUGUGAACGCAGGCAGCUGGAUGUGGCUCUCCUGCAGCUCUUUCUUCCAGCAGUUCUUCCACUGCUACUGCCCGGUGGGCUUCGGCCGACGCACAGACCCCAAUGGAGAUUACAUCCGGCGCUACCUGCCCAUUCUGAGAGGGUUUCCAGCCAAGUAUAUUUAUGAUCCCUGGAACGCUCCAGAGAACGUGCAGAAGGCAGCCAAAUGUAUUAUUGGAGUGCAUUACCCCAAACCCAUGGUGCACCAUGCAGAGGCCAGCCGCCUCAACAUUGAGCGAAUGAAACAGAUCUACCAGCAGCUCUCCUGUUACAGAGGCCUCGGUCUUCUGGCUACAGUUCCGUCCACCUCUAACGGUAACAGAAACGGUAACAGCGAGACGGGAUUCCCUGUGGAAGCUUCACAGGAUGCUGCAGCUCCAUCUGGCUAUCAGAUGCCAGUUCACUCCCAGGAAGACUGGCAAAGCGGAGUCAUGAUGUACAUGCAGGGUGAUCCACAAACCAGCAUCAGCACACACCAGCAGGGUUACGCAGGCACCAGUAACAGUGUGAUGUGUUACACCCAAGGCACACAGCAGAUUCCCGGUCCUGCACUCCAGAAAGGACCUGAACACCACAGCACCACUCAGACCAGCAGCAAACGGCACAGCGAGGACUCUGGGAAUGGCAAAUGCUCUAAGGUCCAGAGAGUCCAGAGCAGCCACUAGAAAGGAGUGUGUGCAGACUUGCCGUCAGUCAUAUUGUGUACAACACUAAAUGGACGCAGAGACUGACUUUAGUUACAGCACUACACUGUUGCAUGAACACACCUUCAGGAGGAGCAAACAAACCCACAAUUCAACACAUUCAAACGUUUCUCACGCAAUGGGACUGUAUAUUAUCAUGUGGACUGCACAGCCCGGCCAGUGCUGACGUCACUGGAGUGGCUGUUACACUGUGCUUAUGUCUGAGUUAAUAUUACCGGGACGAAAGUCCUUGUGUAUAUAAUGAAUUUGCUAAUUUCAGCUCACAUACAACUUGUACAUAUUUGGAUAUUGUAUGUGUGUUUUCUCUCUUUGUGUAGCCAUAGACCCAUUGAUAUAUUUUUGAUAUGAGAAAUCAUUGUGGAUGGAUCUUUCUUUUUGGAAACUUUUCAAUAAAAAUGAAAACAUUUAUAGACCGUCCAUUCAAAAAAAAAAAAAAGGUGAGAGAUCUUGUAUCUGUUCUAAUACCGCUGCCUGUGCUCUCAUUUAUUCUACUUCACAAUUUUCUCCCUUUUGAGCCAUCCAAUGUAUUUAUCAACAGAAGUGUUUUCAUCAUUUCCUUUCUCUAUCUCAGUACUAGUUGACUCGUUGUAUUCUGCACCACCGUAGAGGCAAUAUCAUAUGACGUUAUCUGUCAAGUUAUUGCAAAAAGGCAACAGGAAUACAGAUUCUUCAUAUCAUGCCGUCCCCCUGUAUAAUCCCCUAAUAAAUGUACCACUGGAGAGAACUGCUUCACUUGGUUCUUGUUUCUUCUUAAUGUGCUUGUUUAAUUAAAACUGGGUUAAAUAUGCAA